Leptomonas pyrrhocoris is the source of this 1603-nucleotide messenger RNA. RefSeq names its product putative protein kinase. Bases 95 to 1603 code for a protein of 502 amino acids. NCBI's taxonomy places the organism in Eukaryota, Euglenozoa, Kinetoplastea, Trypanosomatida, Trypanosomatidae. Gene Ontology annotation, cellular component: cytoplasm. Gene Ontology annotation, molecular function: protein serine/threonine kinase activity; protein tyrosine kinase activity; ATP binding. The record is from RefSeq and is a predicted model, not a curated record. The transcript has a single exon. Gene Ontology annotation, biological process: peptidyl-serine phosphorylation; peptidyl-threonine phosphorylation.
GCAUAAAGUGCCUUCCAUUGCUAUAGCUUACAAGCACACAAACACUCAUACACACACACACGUACUCCGCGUUAGCGUGUCCACCGUGGAUGCGAUGCCGACUUCUAGCGGCGUGGACCCCGCCAAGAUGCGGGAAACGGUGCGGCUGCUAAGGGGUGCGGGCUAUAUGAGCAUGGCGGACACACUCGAAAUGGAUUGGGGUGUGCGGCCGAACACGGCGUCUUUGUCAAAAAACGCAAAGAAGAAGCGCACGUCGUUGCAGCCCAAGAGCAGAGAGUCCUCCAAGGCGCGGGGCGGGUCGAUGACGUCGCCGAACUCCUCCGCGGCGUUGACCCCGCCCCGGCCGCUGUCCGUCACGGCGCAAAAACGCCUCGUCAUGACGUGCAUCGGCGAUCCCGAUGACAUGUGGACCGAGGAGCCGGACCCCACCUCCAGUAGCGCCGUCUUUGCCCCUUUCUUUGAGCACGGCGCUGGCCUGCCGCGGGACGACUUCAUAGAGGAGCUAGGGCACCCCGUUUCCUUCGUUUCGGUGCGGCCCUACAAGAAGCAGCCCCCGCCGUCCGAUCUGCCGUGGCAGCAGUUUGCGCUGAGCGUGUUUUACCAAGCCGGUCGGACCGGAUUGGAGGCGGAGGACGAGCUUCGGGUGCAGAAGGGCGACAUCAUUGCGAGCCGCUACCGCGUGGAGGCGCCGCUGGACGCCGCCACCUUCUCGCAUACAGUGAAGGCGGAAGACACGGCGACCGGGCAGCUGGUGUGCCUGAAGGUAAUUCGCAACUUAAAGAGCUACUUCGAUCAAGGGCUGGACGAGCUGCGGGUCCUGACGUGUGUGAACGAGGCUGGCUGCGCCGAUGCGUGCUGCGUUGUGCGCCUUCUAGAUUACUCCUACUUUCGCAAUCAUCUUAUCCUGGUCACGGAACUGCUGUCUUCGAAUCUGUACGAACACGCUCGCUGCCUUGAUGAGGCGCAGCGCCGGGCCUACUUCACUCUGGGCAAUCUCCAGCGCAUUGCCCGACAGGUGCUCACGGCACUCAAGCUGAUGCACUCACUCCAACUCAUCCACUGCGACAUCAAGCCGGAGAACAUUGCCUUUAGAUCGGUGCCGAAGUGCGAGGUGAAGGUGCUAGACCUGGGCAGCAGCUGCUACCUCACCGACACCUUAAGCUCCUAUGUGCAGUCGCGGUCCUAUCGAGCCCCGGAGGUCAUCCUCGGCUGCCGGUACGGGACAGGGGUGGAUGUUUGGUCACUGGGUGCCAUGCUGCCGGAACUGGCCACAGGUACAAUUCUAUUCAACGCGGACUCGGUUUCCGCCCUGCUGGCAUCCGUUGCAGGCGUGUGUGGCCCCAUCCCGGCCGAGAUGCUGCAAGAGGGUCGCAACACCGUCUUCUACGUCUCCAAGCACGGCGCGUUCUACGCGUACGAGGAGGGACAGCUCGUCUUCCACUUCCCUGAUGAGCCGCCGCCUCCACGAGAGCUCUUUGGCUACGAUGACCCGGAUUACGUGGGUUUUGUGCGACAGUGUCUGACACUCGACCCCGCUUUGCGGCCGUCUGCAGCGCAGCUUCUCGAUCACCCAUUUCUGACCAAGAGCUACGAUCCGGGGUGA